Molecule: messenger RNA, 1417 nt
Organism: Leptomonas pyrrhocoris
Lineage: Eukaryota; Euglenozoa; Kinetoplastea; Trypanosomatida; Trypanosomatidae
Exons: 1
Coding region: 302-1417 (371 amino acids)
Molecular function (GO): protein binding
Source: RefSeq, a predicted model, not a curated record
GUCUUUUGAUUCGAUGUGUGUCGGUUCGUUUCUUGGCGGACUCUGCAGAGGGAGUUGAGAGAAGAAGGACUUCGCCGAGCGCCAUACACUUUAUUUUUUUUUCUAGUACCGUUGCGCACUCGCCCUUCAACCUGCACACCUCCGCAGGAGUACUGUCGAGCUGAAUUGAAGCGGUUGCACGCACACUUGAAGGUUACGUGACGCGACGCACAUUUGUACCACCUCGUGUAAUCGGAUUUCUUCACGCUUUUCCUUAGGCAGAAAGACUCCAGCUAUAUAAGGUGCGAUUCAUCGCCUGACAAUGCCGAUUUCUACUGCUUGGGCGGAUGCUUAUCACGCCGCGUGCUGCGCCGUUGGCGCAGAGGUGAGAGAAGAUCUGCGCGGCACCGGCUGCACCGGCGCCUUGACGGUACGCGGCAACACCUUCAACAACUUCAACCGUCGUCUGGAGGACAAGGACGUGGAGGCGGUCGUCGUCGCGUUGCGUGAGUUCCGCGGUGUGUCCUCUAUCUGCCUCCCGUUCAACAAUAUAUCUGACCGCGGUGGUGCGCUGCUGGGGGAGGCUCUCGCCCAAUACGCCGACUCUCUCGUGCGGCUCGACCUGCAGUACAACAGCCUUGGAUCGGCGGCCGCGGAGGCGCUGGCACGGGGAGUGGAGAGCAACGACUCCCUCUGCGCCUUGUUGCUUGCCGGCAAUCCGCUGGGUGGACAGUGCGGACUCGCACUCCAUGCCGCGCUGCGGCACAACACGACGUUGAGCGUCCUCGACCUGUACAACACUGAGAUGAGUGUGCAGUCCCUCGUGCCGCUCUGCCGCUCGCUGGGGGCAAAUCGUAGUCUUAUCUCGCUCAACAUCGGGCGGCCGCUGCUGCGGGGACCGGACGAGGUGGCAAGCGUGGUGGACCACCUUUCCACGGCGCUGAAGAGCAACAGCACGCUGGAGGAGCUCAACGUGAGUUACUUUGGCAUGACCGAUGGCGAGCUUCAGGCGCUGGUCGUGGCCUUGUGCGCGUCUGCUGUGAUGACACUGAGCUUGAAGGGGAACAAGCUGUCGGAGGACGCCGGGCUGCUGCUGACGCGACUGCUGGAGCGGAGACACGACUUCCGACAGUUAGAUGUGAGCUGCAAUCGUCUGCGUGACAAAGGCGCGUGCGAUCUUGCCAAGGGCGUCGCGCAGCAUCCUCAACUCGCCUCGCUCAGUGUGGCGAGCUGCACGAUAGGAGAGGUGGGUCUCGCUCGCUUAAUAGAAAGCCUGUGCAGCUGUGCGGCGCUGCAGCAGCUUGCAUUGUGGGGCAACAGCAUCACACCCGGCGUUGCGCAGACCCUGUCGCGAACGUUUGGUGAUCUGCGCAAGAUGGAGAGCGUGGACUUUGGGGUUGAACAGCGCGAUGGGGAGUGGAUGGCCUACCGCAGCUGA